CCGACGCCAUGUCCUUUUCUGGAGGUGCGUUUAGGGCUCCACUCAGCUCGCGGUAUGACUACAGGUCAGAGCCCUAUUCUACGCACGCAGUCUCGGCACCAUCAACCGGAAUUGACUUCUCGUCCCUUGUUGCAAUGCGGAUGGCUGACCGUCUCAUGAUCACUGCCAGGAGGGGACCCCUCACUAUACCCGCCACGAUCUGCCGUUGUUCCCCAUGGUACAAACCCCAGGCUGGGGUGUGGAUAAGUCUUAGACUAGACCAUGCGUGUGUAUAUAAGGACCUGUAGAUCCCUCUCGAGGACUUGGAAGCAACAGCAUCUUUUUGGCAAUCAUGGGCAAAUCGACCUACAUUCUAUCUAGCGUCUUCCUUGCCAUUGGAGGUUUCCUCUUUGGUUAUGACUCUGGAAUUAUUGGUUCCACCAUUGUCUUGGACACUUUCAAGGAUUAUUUCCAUCACCCUAAUGCCACUGUCACUGGUGGCAUCGUCUCUGCCUUCCAGGGAGGCGCAAUGCUCGGCACCAUCAUCAACAUGGUUAUCGCAGACCGCCUGGGCAGGAAGAGGACCAUUGCUGCAGGUUCUUGUAUCUCUCUUCUUGGAUGUGCUCUACAGGCAGGCGCAGCAAAUAUGCCGAUGCUCAUUGUUGGAAGAUUCAUCGCAGGCGCUGCGGUGGGUAUGCUCACCUCCACCAUUCCAAUGUACGCCGCCGAAAUCUCUCCAUCGAAGCACCGCGGCGCUUUGUCAGGUCUCCUUCAGUGGAUGUUGAGUUGGGGAUUCCUUGUUGCUCAGUGGCUCGGCUACGGAUGCGAAUUCAACAAGACACAAUUCUCUUGGCGCUUUCCUCUUGCAUUUCAAUGUAUUCCCGCCUGCAUUCUUGUCUUCGGAAUUUGGUUUCUCCACGAGAGUCCUCGCUGGCUCAUGGAAAAAGACAGACACGACGAAGCAAAAGCCAUCCUCUUCAAGCUUCAUGGAGACGGCACCUCCGAGAAAGAGACUCUGAUUGAGCUCGAGUUCCGCGAGAUUCGAGACGUGAUUGAAGCCGACCGUGCCAACAACCAGACCUCGAUCAUGACCAUAAUCACCAAAGCAAGCUGGCGCAAGCGUCUGUUGCUGGGCUGUGGUGUUCAGGCAUUUGGCCCUCUUAGUGGCAUCAAUGUCAUCAACUACUACGGCAAUGUGAUUUACGAGCUCCUUGGUAUCAGCACAUCAACUUCGCUCAAGAUCACUGGAAUUAGCGGUGCCCUUUCCGUGGUCUACUGCACCAUCGGUCUCUGGACACUGGACAGAACUGGUCGUGUCAAGCCCUUGAUCGUUUCUGCUGCGGGUCUCGCAGCUGCUCUCGUUUGUAAUGCUGCGAUGUACCAGAAUCUGGACAUCAACAACGGUAACAUGCUGCGUGCUAUGGUCGCCAUGAAUUUCGUCUUUUCCUUGUUCUACACUCCCUUGGGAAUCAUUUCCUGGGUCUACCCGGCUGAAAUCUUCCCUGUCGAGGUCAGAGCAUUCGGUAACGCGGUGACAACAUUCACCAACUGGACUAUCAAUCUGAUAUUUGCUCAAUUCAGUCCACAGGCCCUCGCAAGUAUCGGCAUCAAGUAUUUCUACGUGUUCUUUGUGUUCAACAUUGCCGCUAUGCUAUGCUACAUUUUCUUCUAUCCCGAAACCAAGGGCAAGACUCUCGAGCAGAUGGAUGAACUGUUCGGUGAUCAGCUUGUGCCGCACGCCCUCGAAGACCCUCAAGCUGCUGAGAUCGCCAUGGAGAAGGCUGGAAUCACCUCUUACCGUGAGGAAGUAAUCAAGCAGUAGAUAUUGCCUCCCCAGUGCUAAUUUCCAUUGGAGCUCGAAGGGUUUGGCUGGCGAAUAACGAAAGCUUUCGUCAUGUACACGAUGAGGUUUAUUUCUUGUACGAAUAUUCUGUUUGAUGCCCAAUGGACAGUGGUUUCCAUAUCUCAGCUACUCCAGACACUGUUUAUUCCGCGUGGUAGCCGAAUAUUCAUCCUCCAAGCACUUUAUCCUCGAGGAACUUUUUCGUAAUGUACAGUCGUCAGGGAUCUAAAUGGACGAAUUCCUCCUGGACCUCGGAGUUUCGAAUGAAUACAUUUGCCACACAAUCAUAUGAACUCCCUGCAACUUCGCGCAGGUGGAUCUACG
This is a messenger RNA of Aureobasidium subglaciale EXF-2481, 2146 nucleotides long. RefSeq lists its product as uncharacterized. Gene Ontology annotation, cellular component: membrane. The record is from RefSeq and is a predicted model, not a curated record. Lineage: Eukaryota; Fungi; Ascomycota; Dothideomycetes; Dothideales; Saccotheciaceae. Bases 332 to 1801 code for a protein of 489 amino acids. Gene Ontology annotation, molecular function: carbohydrate:proton symporter activity. Gene Ontology annotation, biological process: transmembrane transport; carbohydrate transport. The transcript has 5 exons.